Molecule: messenger RNA, 864 nt
Organism: Metschnikowia bicuspidata var. bicuspidata NRRL YB-4993
Lineage: Eukaryota; Fungi; Ascomycota; Pichiomycetes; Serinales; Metschnikowiaceae
Gene: EIF4E
Product: translation initiation factor eIF4E
Exons: 2
Coding region: 181-807 (208 amino acids)
Biological process (GO): translational initiation
Cellular component (GO): eukaryotic translation initiation factor 4F complex; cytoplasm
Molecular function (GO): translation initiation factor activity; RNA 7-methylguanosine cap binding
Source: RefSeq, a predicted model, not a curated record
GGAGGAGCCCGGCCUGCUGUCCAGGCUCGGCCGCCGCGGGCGUGCCCAGAUAUACGCGCACACGCCCGGCCGCCCCGCGCUCGCAGUCCCACGUUUACGCGCAUGAGAACUUUUUUCCACCAUCGAUUUUUGUAACGCAGACUUUCAAAGCGGAACACCAGCACUUCAGAGGAAAUCAACAUGUCCGAAGACUUGACCAAGAAAACCGAAGAUUUGACCUUGGAAAACCCAACGACCGUGUUGUCGAACAAGAAGGACUUCAACUCCAAGCACCCCUUGAACAGCAAAUGGACAUUGUGGUACACAAAGCCGCAAGUGAACAAGUCUGAGACCUGGGCUGAUUUGUUGAAGCCGGUGAUCACGUUCGACACCGUGGAGGAGUUCUGGGGCAUCCACAACUCGAUUCCCGUGGCCAACCAGUUGCCAAUUAAGUCCGACUACCACUUGUUCAAAGAGGGCAUCAAGCCCGAGUGGGAGGACGAGAAGAACGCCAAGGGCGGCAGAUGGCAGUACGCGUUUGUCAACAAGAGAGAAGCCAACCCCGUGAUCAACGACUUGUGGUUGCGCGGGUUGUUGGCCGUGAUUGGCGAGACGAUCGAGGACGACGAGAACGAGGUCAACGGCAUUGUGUUGAACAUCAGAAGAGGCUACAGAGUCGCCAUCUGGACCAAGGACUGCGACUCGGCCAAGUUGAAAACCAUCGGCGAGAGAUUCAAGAAGGUCUUGAAGUUGGCCGAUGACCAGAAGUUGGAGUUCAUGUCCCACGACACCUUCAACGCCAAGGGCGAGCCCCAGCUCUCCGUCUAAGCUUUCUCUUUGUAUGCGAGACCCCUCUUUGUAUACCUAAACAUAUAUAACGACCAC